CGCGCCCUUUGCGAGCGGUCGUUUCUUUGUUCCUCGUCGCGCUUCAACUCGAAUCCGACGAAGCGAAGCGAUCUCGAACGGGACGUUCGGUCGACGCAUCCCGCCGCCACGGCCCACGCCGCUCGGCACAAUUAAGUGACGUUUUCAUUAAUAUGAACUAUUUAUUAACUCUCAUUUAGUUUAGAAGUGAAGUGAGUGUCAGAUAUCGAAAUGGCAGCAGCUAUGAUAUCGGAUCGUGGACUCCGUAAAAAGUUGACUCAAGAAGCCAUUCCGGUGAAAACUCCCAGGAAACCUUCCAAGCGUAAGUCAACGCCAAGUAGCUCUAAGAGCGAUAAAAAAAACGAACAAAAUAACAACAAGCGACCGAAAAUACAAACGGGAGACCCCAAGUUGGACCUGUUUUCGACUUAUCAACCGUGGGUAAUACAGACUUAUGGAGAUUUGGCGAAAACCAAGACAAUUACCCUAAAGAAGUACGCACGAAUCCUACGCACGUUGCGUGGGGAGGAAUGCAAUAGUUCAGACAGUUCCAAGUUCCGUUUUUGGGUGAAAGCGAAGGGAUUCCAUAUCGGAAAGCCUCCAGGGUACGAUGCGAAACCAGCAGAUGGUAUCGUAUGCAGAUAUAGUGUCGUGGAUGCAGAUGGGUGCGCCAAAGGGCCAGAUGGUCAGGAGAUAUACACCGGUUCUCAGAACGAUCCACCAUUGUACAUUCCGACGCCACCUUUAAAGAAUGCACCCAAUCAAGAGCCUGUGUACAGAAAAGUGGCCAUAGUUGAAAACUUUUUUGACAUUAUCUACACUGUUCAUGUAGAGCUGGAAGGAAGACCCGGAAAACAUGCUGGACAGAAAAGAACAUACAGAACUAUUACGGAGACCUACGCGUUUCUGCCUAGGGAAGCCGUCACGCGUUUCCUGACCGGAUGCGCGGAGUGCGCGCGGCGCCCGCGCAGUGCCUCUCCCCCACCUCUUCCCACUCCCUCUCCUUCCCCUACCAGACACCCUACCUACCUCCCAUUCCUACCACAUUGUACCACCACAGACUACUCUCGAAACUGGGAAAGCGAAAUCGACGCCGCGCACUCAAAUUACGUUUACGAACCAAAAUACACCGAAUUACAACCUUUGAAAAAGGUUCAAAGUCCCAAAACCGCUGAAACCGAAGACCCGGAACCUACAUACAUAGAACUGACUUCGAAAAAAGUCAACGGAUUUGAUUCAACGCCACUUUUCAAUAGAAGUUCACCUGUCGAACCUGCAUUUAGAGAAGAACAACCUGUCCAAACGGACCCUGAGAUAGACAAGGACGAAAACAGCUUGAUAGACGUUGAAGACGUCAGGAAUGAUAGUCCACUACCUUUGGCAUCCAAAAACGACGUAGAACCAGGCGAAAUUAUUAGUAGAGUUGCUACUGAAAGUACUAAGCUGGUAGAAAAUGAAGGAGUUAAGGAAAACUCUAAAAUAGUGGAAGUGACUGAGACAAAGACUGAAGUGAAAGAGAAGAAAUAUAACCCUUUAGAUGUUGCAAAUUUGACAUCUAAAGACCCACCAAAAUCUCGUUCUCCGCCUAGAAAGAAAUUACUGGCUACUAGCAACGACUGUGUGAGUACAUUUGGAAGGUAUCCAAGACCUUGGAGACCAGACGGUGGGCUUUAUUACGGUGGUGAAGAGGUUGAUUAUAGCGUGCCGAUAACGACUGCAUAUUUGAAGCAUAUGAGGAGUAUGGCGUACCAGGAGCGCGUCGUUUUGGACAGUAAGGAUAACUUAACUCCAGAACCGUCGGACAUGAACGAUGACGAUAACUUUUCUAGUCAGGCCUUCGCGAAAGAUGCCGAGAAGUUGAAAAUGAUGUUGCUCGCAUGGAAUUAUCACCAAUCACAAGGCCGCAAUGGUGAGAUCACAGAAAGCGGCACAGAUAGCAUGGCCGACCUCUGGGCUUCCUACCACAGUGCUUUAGGCCUGGGGAGCAAGCCCCCGAAGGCGCCAACACCACUGACCACUGGUCAAUCGGUGAGUUUUAAGAGUCCAAUAAAUGUGGGAUCAGCGACUCCUGGAGCCGAAGCCGCAUCAACUCUUGAUGAGACUUCAUCAUCAGAUCGGACAAAGGAUGAUGAUGAUGCUGGAGGGUCUGAUGAUGACAGUGACGACAGAGUUGAUCCUCAACAUCAUGAUCCUGAGCGGUUGAAGGCUUUUAAUAUGUUCGUCCGCCUCUUCGUAGACGAGAAUCUUGAUAGGAUAGUCCCUAUCUCCAAGCAGCCAAAGGAGAAGAUCCAAGCCAUCAUAGAUUCUUGCACGAGGCAGUUCCCCGAAUUCGCUGAGCGAGCUCGCAAACGUAUCCGAACAUACUUAAAGAGUUGUCGGAGGAACAAGAAGGUUCGGGGAGAUGGUCCUACCACGGGGAAUGGAGGAAGCACCCCGGGAACUAACUCUUGGGAUAGCGCGGUCCGCCCGACCCCAGCCCACCUGACGUCAGUGCAGGCAGAGCACAUACUGGCCCAAGCCUGCGAGAAUGAGAGCCUCAACGCCAAACGCAUGCGAUUGGGGCUAGAGCCUGUCAGUCAACCUAUGCCUACUGUGCCCACGCCUAUGGCUAUAGACUCAACAGCAACAUCAGCUGUGGCUUCGUCGUUCCUAAGCCUCUACAGUGGAGCCAUUUCCAGUCCUGCAUCCACCCCUGCCACAAAUACUUCUACCACAUCUCUAGCCACGGCUGGACACAGCAAGGCACCUGCAGACACUACCAGGCCUUCAGCAAGCCCCACAUUGGAGAACUCUUUGCUGAAUAACAAUAAUUUGAAGCUGGACAACGCUAAUGGCAAUGCUGGGAGUAAGACUGCGAGCCCUGCAUCUUCUCCAGCUCCGCUAUUCAGGCCUUCGUUCCCAGCUACAUUUGGCAAUCCACCAAGUUUCGGACGCCAAAACUCGAAUACUAAUUCGGCUUCGGCUUUAUCUAACAGUGCCGCCCUGUUGUCGACGUUGUCUGCUCUGCCACCCACAGGCGUGGGAGUGAACGCGGCAAUGGCGGCUUACCAGAGCGCUUUACUUUCUGCAAUGGCUGCGCACACGCAUACUUUUCCUACCAGCCUUAGCGCACCAACAGAUCUAUCUCUCAAGAAUACGCCAACAACAUCUCUCCAUGUCACAUCGACGGUCUCAUCGUUGACUGGAACUACUCCAUCCACCAAGACACCUCUCCUCACUCACAAGUUAUCAGGAGCCGAAGUCGGUGCCGUGCGACAGCUUAUCACAGGAUACCGUGAGUCAGCCGCUUUUCUGCUGCGUUCAGCUGAUGAGCUCGAGGCACUAUUGCUCAAUCAACCCUAGGAAACGGCGAAACCUUUCGAUUACUUCGGAAUUAAGUUUGGAUACUUCUAGAAAGAUUUGACUGGAGACGACGAUUUUGAAUGGAAUCUCAAGAAUUGGCACAAGAUGAAGAUUUCUGACAUGAAUCGUCGAAGUAUCUGAACUAGUUUUGGUGUAUCAUGAAGAGGAUUCCGAAGGUUUAUUGGAACUUUUUAGAUGUUAUUGGAGUGUUUGAAGUUUCGAAGGUUUCUUGCAAAAAAAAUGUGUAUGCGGACAAUGUGUCAAUUUUGUCUACUAAACGGUGGAAAUUACAAAGAGAAUUACGAGAAUUAUGAAAAUGAUAAAACUAUUGAUUUUAUUUGGAUGAACAAUUAUUUUUUUGGAAACAACUAUAGUAAAGUUUAUUUAAAAUUAUUUCAAAUCGGGCUCACAUUAUCUAAAAACCCAAUUUUUUUAUGUCUUACUUAUUUCAUUAUCGAAAAGAGACUGUAGGAACUUUAUGUUACAAUGUAGGUAUUGAUUCUGAUUACUUAGAGUUAUAACAAGUAUUUACGCUCUAACAAAUCUACUGUAGGGACAGUAUAACUCGCAAUGAAGAAAUCACCAGGUAAUAAUAAUAUUACAGAUGUAUAGCUAUUGGUUGCGGUUGGAUGGAAAUAGUCUAAUUCAAUGUAUGAGAUCUUUUCCUGAUGUCACACGUCUAUAUACAGAACCGCUAUUUGUGAUAUAAGUGGUGUGCAAGCAGUGUUACUGUCCAUGGGGAACUUGGUUUGACGUUUUUCAUUGCGAUGGCUUUACUUUAAUUUGUCACGUUACAAUGUUGAUGGUAGUGUAUUUGCGUGGCUAACUGUAAUUCAGCAGCCCUUUUUAUUUGUAUAUUUCACUUGACGGUGUUCGUUUCUGCCAUUGCAAACAAACUACAUGCGUUAUAAGGCCUUCAAACUAGACGCUACAACUAAAAAUAAUGUAGGAAGAUCCCUGUGACAGUUCAUUAACAUCUAUACAAUAUAACCUUGUAACGACGUGCACUAAUUUAUGUAUUUCAUAAACUAUUUUUAUAAGCCUCGUUUUUAAAUGAAUAGCUUUUAUUAUUAUUAAGUAAAUAAACUCAAUUAAAGUAAAAAGAACACCAAAUCAAUGUUUAU
Hyposmocoma kahamanoa is the source of this 4445-nucleotide messenger RNA. RefSeq names its product nucleolar protein 4. The record is from RefSeq and is a predicted model, not a curated record. Bases 211 to 3321 code for a protein of 1036 amino acids. Lineage: Eukaryota; Metazoa; Arthropoda; Insecta; Lepidoptera; Cosmopterigidae. The transcript has 15 exons.